AUGCAUAGCAGUUGGGGUGGACUUACUAACACCUUGUACCAGUUGCAAGGCUUACACCAUCAGAAUCCUUCUUGCAAUUGUAGCCACUUAAGUGAAAGUCUUCCAAAUGGAGUGAAAUCUGCUUUCUUGAAUGGGUGGCUUGAUGAAGAGAUCUUUGUGAGCAACCUGAAGGGUAUACGGUUGAAGGACAGAGGUCCUAACUCCACUAGGCUGCUGGAUUUCAAGAAGGAGUUGCACAAGGAAUUUGAGAUGACCGACUUAGGGGAGAUGAGUUUCUUCUUGGGAAUGGAAGUGUGGCAGUCCCCUUAUGGCAUAUUUAUCUCCCAAGAGAGGUAUGCUAAUGAACUCUCAAAAAUUUGCAAGGAGAACUGCAAACCUGUCAACACACCUCUGAUGCAAAAUGUGAAGCUGUGUAAAAAUGAUGGUGCUGCUAAGUUGAUGAAACAAGUACAGAAGCAUAGUUGGGUGCUUGUUGACUUGACUGCAAUAAGGCCAGACAUUAUGUUGCAGCAAGUUUACUCCUAG
Messenger RNA from Pistacia vera, 525 nucleotides. RefSeq lists its product as uncharacterized. NCBI's taxonomy places the organism in Eukaryota, Viridiplantae, Streptophyta, Magnoliopsida, Sapindales, Anacardiaceae. The record is from RefSeq and is a predicted model, not a curated record. Bases 1 to 525 code for a protein of 174 amino acids. The transcript is spliced from 2 exons.